Molecule: messenger RNA, 4270 nt
Organism: Aplysia californica (California sea hare)
Lineage: Eukaryota; Metazoa; Mollusca; Gastropoda; Aplysiida; Aplysiidae
Product: protein hsr-9
Exons: 13
Coding region: 386-3145 (919 amino acids)
Biological process (GO): chromosome segregation; mitotic cell cycle; kinetochore assembly
Cellular component (GO): kinetochore
Molecular function (GO): protein heterodimerization activity; DNA binding
Source: RefSeq, a predicted model, not a curated record
AUGAAGUGCUUUAUCUAAAAAGGAUUAUGAAUUAUGACACAGUGCAAUGCCUCGUGUUUUUGGGAGGAGAUCAAGGUCCUUGAGAUCUGGUUGCAACUUGGCCUAGCCUGGACUGGAUUUUAAUUUUUGUUUGAUUAUUUCGAGAAGAAAAUCUUAUCAAAAUCUGGGAAAGUCCUGUUUUCAAUUUUGUAGUUUACACAGUGAUUGUUUACUGUUUGCUGGUUUAUUGUAACUGGGUUGCUGUUGUUUUUCAAUCUGGCCCAUAUUUUCUCAUCUACAAUAACUUAAAUCGCUGAUUAUUUGAUUGUUGAAAAAUGUGUGCAAGUGUUUCAGUUACUCUUUAGUUUAAGUUGGAAUCGAAAAAAGAAUAAUAACUCGAAGAAAGAUGUCUGUUCAGCACCACCAACUUUCAAGUUCAAGGCAAAAUGAUGAACCUCCGUUUCAAAAUCAUGAAAGUGAAACUGAUGGAAGGACCAUAAAGGAUUCAAAUUCUAACAAUGCCAACGUUUCAGCAUCAGAGAACUAUUCCCGCAAUCAUGGUUUGUCUGUAAAACGCGCAGGCGAGAGAACUCCUAAACGCCAGUCUAGGAGAGUUUCCGAAGCAAAGUAUCCAGGAUCUGGGUCUAAAACUACGAGCAAAAGAUCUUUCCGAACUCCUGUACAAAUUCUCCCUUUGCUCCCAAGCAAUGAUGUGAGAAAAUCUGCCAGUAAAUCUUUCAUUAUGAUGCCAGAGACCGGUGACCAAGAUACUCCACGAACACAUAUUGAAGCAUUUUUGGCCAAUGUAAAUUCUGUUGAGGCCAAAACUGUACGAAAUGAACCAGGGCCCAGUGUUUCAGCUCAACAAUCAGCUCGGAGACAUUCUCCUAGGAAACAGAUGUCAAGAGACUCAUUCAAAGUCCCGACUUCUCAUUCUUUGCUGAGGAAAAGUUUCCCUAGUGUAGAUAUGACUCCGAGCAGCAAAUUGACUCCUCGGACACAUAUAUGGAAUCUGGUGAAUGCGGGUGAGGAACAAACUCCAGUAACUCGAGUAGCCGUUCCAGCUGAUACUUCUGCUCCCGACAAUGGGGCCGACUUGAGGACGCACAGUGGUCUUGGACAAGAGGUCUCCAUGUCUCCGAUCACAAAGUCUUCUGAAAGUGAAUUCAGGGAAGAUUUUUCAUCCAGAAGUGGAUAUCAGAAAAAGGCAGCUCGUCGAUCUUUUCACCUUCUGUCAGAUGAACAUGCUGAGACAGAACAGGGCCAGUAUCCACUGAGCCAGGGAGGUCAGGAAGUGCAUUUGUCCCCUAUGAGCAAUCUACAACAGAGUGAAAUAUUGGACAGCUCUGCUUCCCCUAGUGAAAGAAGCAAGAGAACUGCACGGCGCUCUUUCCGAAUUCCCUUCUCAGCAGACAUGGACCCAGUGUUAAACAAAACAACAGAAAAGAAAUUGACACCUGGACAAGAAGUUUCAUCUCCGAGAAGAAGUAACAGAUCUGUUGAAAACUGGAACACCAGUGCACUUCAUAGCAAGGAUAAAUUUUCCAUUUCUGAUACUUCUGCUAAAAGCAGUAAAGAACAGAACAAUUUGGAAGAUGCAUCUUUUGAAGAAAGAUCUGAAAAAGAUGUGUACAAUGAUUUACCUUCAGAUGAAAGGUCUUCUGCUGUUGUGGCUGAUGCUUCAAACAGAAAGAGAGAAGAGCAAGAAGUUUUAGCAGACGCAUCAUCAUCCGGAAUAAAAAAUAGAUCUGCUAUUAAGAGCAUGAACGCCAGUUCAUUUCAUGGUGAGGAUGAGCUUACAGAUAUGAUGGACAUUUCAAAGAAAAGCCGAAAGGAGACAAAUGUAUUGUCAGAUGCAGCGUCUCCAAGAAGAAGUGACAGAUCUGUCAAUAAUACAAACACCAGUUUAUCCAAUGGCCAAAACAGGUCUUUGAACCAAGCUGACGCAACUACCUACAAAAGCAGUGAAGGGCAUGAACUUUCAGCCGGUACGUCAUCUCCAGAAAGAAUGAACAGAUCUUCAAUGAACAGGAAAGCAGAUUCAUCUCGUGGCACAGACAGAGCUUCCAAUGUGUUUGAUGCUUUAAGCAAAAGCAAUAAAGAGCAGGAAUUUCUGGCAGAUGCAUCUUCAAAGAAAAGUAUUUACGAUAUCAGUGAUAAUAGCAUCGAGGAUACGUUCCGAACUCCAACAGCCAGGCAGCUGAAAAGAGGCCAGUCACGUGAUACUCUCAGUGCUUCCAGAUCUGUUGGUGAGGGUGCGAGAUCCACGCCAAAGACCUCGGGGAACAAAAGAAAACUAACUCCUUCAAGCACUCGCAUGUCUGACCUCUCUAAAAAACGGAAAGAAGGGGAUCAAUCAGAUAUGUUGGCCCUAGACCCAAGGUCGUCGACCCCCCUCAAGAGAUCAAAAUCAUUUUUCCACUCUACCAAGAGACAGAGUGCAAUGGCAGCCUAUUUAUCCAAUGCUGAAGACUUUGCUGCUGAGAAUGUCUCUAUGGGUGGCUUGCCAGACAUAAGUCCCAUCCGACCGUAUUCGAGGAGCGCUCUGGGUGGUGAUGGGGACCAUGUGGAAGCAGCUGAGCCAGAGGAGAUUCCAGAAUAUUCUUCAAGGUCUAAAGCGAGAAGUGUUCCUUCAGCCAGCAAAGAGCAAACGGAGAUGCAAGACGAUUCCACAGAUGAUGAACAUCUUGGGCAAUAUUCACCUCUUAAAACUCCACACAUUGACAUGAAUGUGAGGAAGGAAGUUUCAACCCUGCAUAAAAAACAAGGACGUUUGAGGCCAGUGAAUUUGAUUGAGAAUACCAACAUGCAAUCUAACCAGCCCAAGGAAGGACUGUCUCAGAAGCGGCGGGUUAGAAGAACACCAGACACCACUUUGCCUCGUCGAUCGGUGAAGUUUUUCGCCCAGAGACACUCAAGCUCGAAACUGUCCAAUGAUGCUUUGGAAGAAAUAGAGCAUGCGUCGGAGACUUUUUGGGCCAACACCUUCAAGGCUUUGGAAGUUUUUGCACUUCACGCUGGAAGAAAAACGGUCAACGAAGAAGAUGUUAUUCUAUUAAUGAAGACCCAAGGCAUUGUCAAUAGUACCAGAGACCUGCACGAUCUGAUCCGGGAGUACCUGCCCAUGGAACUGCGCUCAGAGCUGAUUCCUGUGGCCAAGCCCUAGUGCUGGAACUGGCAAGAGAUAGCUCAUUUCCUGUUUUAUUCCAAUGCUUCAUCCCCACCCCCCAAAUAUACACAUAUUUACUCUUACGCUUUGUGUCUAUACUAAAAACAUUAAAUUUCUCAGUCAUGAACAAUUGAAAUGAAAAUGCAUAGAUCUACAUAGAUGAAAACAGAAUUAAGCCAUGAAAUGAACUUUUUGUUUCAGUUUUUUGGGGGGUUUUUUUACAGUUUCAUCGCAUACAUGGAGCUUUCAAAGGCAUACAUACAGUCGUAGUUGUCUAAGAUGGCCACCUAUUAUCAAAGGGAAAAUUGGCCAUUUUACAGUGCCAUUAUAAAGUAAAAAAGCAAAUGCGGAAAAUGGGAAGUGACCGUUAGUACAUGUUAUUGUCUCACAAAGGUGGCCAUUAGAGCAGGUUUGACUGUAUAUCAUGUACAUAAUGAUAGACUUUUCCCCACGCGUUUGAUACAAGCAGCCGAAAAUUUCAGUCACUUAAAAAAAUUACUUGUCACUCACCACUCACCGCUGACCUCACCGAAGAAGUCAUGUGGCGUCAUUCAAGUGCUGCUUCACCCUUCGUGCAAGCCGUUCGUAAUGUAAUGCACUUGUUCAUUAAUUUUGUCUUCCAUUCGCCGUUGGACGGACUAUGAACAAGUGUCAACUAUUAUAUUCCUGCUUUUUUUAAGUUUGGAAACGUUAAAAAAAUUAUGGCUACUGAACUAUAAUUACAACAUUUGGAUGAGGCAGAAACUGACAUCAAUACGAGGCUAAUUUAUCUCGUCAAAGAAUGUCCAUUUAUUUACAACGCCAUAAUAGAUCCCUUGUUGUUGCUUGUUAUUUUUGUGACAGAAUUGUUAACUCAGCUAAAAAGAGUACAGUGAAACUCGGAUUCAGCGAGGUCGCCGAGCCUGACAUAAAAUCUCGUUGAAUCCGAGUGUUCGUUAUAGCAAACACGAGGUUUUAUGUAGAUAAUUACAGGCUUUGAGCAAAUAAUGUAUAAAGAGAAGUAACAAGUGGUGCCUUAAAUGCCUCCAUAUUAUGAACUGUGAAAAAACCAAUUCGUUCAAAUGCACGCCUGUGUCAUCUCACUUGUUUGCCAAAAAGUUGUGUUGCUGUUUAGAGCCUAGC